Molecule: messenger RNA, 201 nt
Organism: Emiliania huxleyi CCMP1516
Lineage: Eukaryota; Haptophyta; Isochrysidales; Noelaerhabdaceae
Exons: 2
Coding region: 1-201 (66 amino acids)
Source: RefSeq, a predicted model, not a curated record
AUGACCAGCGGCAGGAGCAGCAUCACGCCCGCCGCGCCGGCUGGGCCGCCAAACUCGUACUCUGGCUGGGGCUUGCCGCCAGCCUUGCGUGCGGGCUUCGCCGACGAGGUGGCGGGCGUGGAGCCGCCGGCACGCGACGGCGACUGCGACCGGGCCGGCUUGAGCCCGGCGAGCCGAGGAGAGGCGCGGCACACUGAUUAA